AUGUCCGACACAGCAAAAGUCGUUCUGAUCAGCGGCGGCAACACAGGAAUUGGCGCCGCCACGGCCGAGCUGCUAGCUUCCCAAGGUUGGCGAGUCAUCAUCAGUGGACGUAACGCAGAUUCUGCCAAGCGUGUCACUGACAGCAUCACUGCCAAAGGUGGCCAGGUCCGCUUUCUGCAGGCGGACAUCGGUCGCGAAAAUGAGGUGAUUCGUCUGCACAAAGAUGCAUUGGACAUCUGGGGACGGCUCGACGCUGCGGUCAACAACGCCGGUAUCUCUACGGACAGCGCGAUGUUUCACGAGCUCGACACCAAGCACUUCCGCGACAUGCUCGAGGUCAAUGUUCUGGGCUUGUUCUGGAGCAUGAAAGAACAGCUCAAGCAUUUUUCCAAGAGUGGCAAAGGCCAUAUCGUCAACCUCAGCUCGAUUGCUGGUAUGCACGGAGUGCCUUUCACUGGUAGCUACUCGGCUACUAAACAUGCCGUCUCGGGCAUGACACGCAGCGCAGCCCUUGACUACGCCAAGACAGACAUUCGGAUCAACGCUGUGGCACCUGGCGCCAUUCAGACUGACAUCCUAUCUGACGCGCUGAGACGAGGAGUUUACACAUACGAAAGUAUCGCUGACAUGUUCCCGACCAAGAAGCUGGGCGUCGCGCUUGACAUCGCCCAGGCGAUCAGCUUUCUGCUGAAUUCCAACUAUGCUACCGGCUCGUUCGUUAGUGUCGACGGCGGCUAUGGCAUCUAG
Messenger RNA from Moesziomyces aphidis, 747 nucleotides. Lineage: Eukaryota; Fungi; Basidiomycota; Ustilaginomycetes; Ustilaginales; Ustilaginaceae. The record is from the annotation of a GenBank genome assembly.